ACCAUUCAACGUUCUUCAGCAAGGGGUUGAAGUUGCCUCAGUGGAGGUUUUCAGUUCAGGAAAAGUGGAAAUUAUUCCCUAUAUAGUGAGUGAGUUAGUGAACUUUCUUGUACAAAGAGUGAGAAGAAGUGCAGUGGUGCCUGUUGCUUUGCUAGUGAUGCGUUGAUGAACGUUGAUGAUUUCCUCGGGCGCAAGUACAUCCAUGUGUGGCUGGAAGCAUAUUGUUACUGAAAAGAUCUAACGGGCUGGAAAAAUGGCUCACUCAAGGAUUAAUAAUGUGAUACAUCUCUCUUUUUGGUAAAAACAGAGCAGUACUUGUGAAGUGGUCGGAAACAGCCGGAAAAAGUAGGAGUUUAUCACAAAAAGGACUGUUUGGAAAGUAGUGAAAGUGAAACGGUUUUACUGUAGUUUUUCCAACAGUGUGAAAUGCUUGGUGGAAUAAAUUUAAAUUCGAGCAUGGGAAGAGGUACCGGUUGCGUCAGUGAGAAUGUUGAUUGCAUUAUUGUUGACAUUAUAAAUUAAUUCAGAGUCGAGUUCAGCCGUCAAAAUUGUUCGCGGAUAAAAAGAAGGGCCAAGCUACACCUCACAGCAAUGCAUGCAAACACUAGCUCUACGUCUAUGACGACAACAAAUGCCUGGCGGUCGAGUUCCUAGAUCAACAGUUGAAGCAUUUCGGAGUUCAUCGUGCAAAAGAUAACGAACGUUCCAACAAACCGACCCUCAACCCAAGAUUCAGAGAGACAGGAUUAGUGCCCGAGUUUGGAAAACUCACAUCUCCAUUGCGGAACUACUGAGUUCUUCAUUUCCUUGUCCGGCCGAAACGAAUACACCGAUUAGAUUUAACUGCGUGGGCCAACGCGAUAGAGCACAUCUCUGCCCGGAAAGGCUUUCGGUUUUUGUUCAACUGGCACUACGGCAACGGUAAACGCGUAGCAAUGAAAGGUGUGCUGAUACUGUGUUUUCACGUGAUGGUGCUCAGCUUUCAGGCAAAGGCAUGGCAAGCCGUACGGAAUCCGUUUGAGUUCAGCAAACCACCGGAGAAGUUUCACCAAGUGGCAGAUUGCAUGCACGUGACAUCCGAGGAGGGUGAGUUUUUCUUCAAGCGCACGGCUCCAAUCGUCGCAACGCCCCAGCAUGGCCGAUUGGUGGAUGUUAUGAGCAUGGCACCCGUUAUGGAAGUGUGUGGCAUAUACUUUGUCACCGAUCCGGACAAGCUGGUGGAAGUCACCGUCAAGAGGAUGGAUAUCAAUUGCGACACGGGUGGCCUGAUGUCCUUCGUCGACGGUUGGGAACUGAAUGGGAUGUACUUUCCCACCGAGUACGAUCACCCGAAGAGCAUGGACCAACGGAUCAACGAGUUCUGCAACGAUCCCAAGAUGUGGCCGUUUAGUCCGGUGCGGAAGGCGUUCCGGUCCAGUCAGAAUGCAGCCCUGGUGCAGUAUCGAAUACCGAUUAGUGGCUCGUUUACGGUAUCGGUGCGGUAUUUGCACAAUCCCGAUCCUUGCAAUAUAAUGGCGGAAGGUGUUGCACCGUAUUAUACCCUUCGGAAUCGUGGUGCGUUUAGGAAUUGCUCAUUGACGGCUGUUUUCCCUGCGGUGAUGUCGGUCGUAGGCGUUGACGUUGGUGGGCGGAAGGAUGGCGUCAAUUAUGAUUGCGAUCGACCAGACGCCGUGGACCGGCUUGAAAUCGGAGGUUCCUCCGGUCUGGACUCCGCCAACAUGGACAAAUCGAGCACCAUCUGUGGCAAAAGCAUGGAACCGGGUCCGGAGCAGGGAAUCUUCUGCGGCACAAGCACAGCUCGAUUAAUUUCCAGCGGAAGACACGCAAAUCAGGCACUGGUUUCAGUUCGAUUAGCUGAGGAAAACGACAUCACUUUGGCAACUGUUUUGUGUGACAUGAGACGGAAGAAGAAGUAAUAAGUCACUUGCAGUCAAGAUUUUUUUGGUUUCGUCAAAGGGACCGUACCAUGUUCCAAAGAUCGUCGUCACCAGUGACGGAAGUGUAAAAUAUUUUAAGUAGUGAAGUAGAUCUGUUCCUUUGGUUGUAAUUGAAAAUAAUAAUCUAUGGCAGUUUUGCGACCCUCUGAAAUGGAAACGGCAAUCCUCUUGGGAAUGCAUUACAUUCUAGUCAUUUACUUGCUUCCGUUAGUGAUAAUGAACACAGUCCUGAUUCGGAUGAAAAGAAAGGGAAAAGAGCUAAAAACCAAACAAGAGCCGAUAUUUAUUUGAAGCACAAAAUAGAGUCACUCAUCACAAAGCUAGAAUAAGGCACUAAAUGCAACCAUAAUAAAACCAUAAAGCUGUAGAGAAAGAGAGCAACAAUGAAAAUAUAAAUUUUAGUGUACCACUUUGA
This is a messenger RNA of Aedes aegypti (yellow fever mosquito), 2352 nucleotides long. RefSeq names its product corticotropin-releasing factor-binding protein. Gene Ontology annotation, molecular function: corticotropin-releasing hormone binding. Gene Ontology annotation, biological process: negative regulation of corticotropin secretion; hormone-mediated signaling pathway; negative regulation of corticotropin-releasing hormone receptor activity. The transcript is spliced from 6 exons. Lineage: Eukaryota; Metazoa; Arthropoda; Insecta; Diptera; Culicidae. The record is from RefSeq and is a predicted model, not a curated record. Bases 936 to 1916 code for a protein of 326 amino acids.